AUGGUUCUACAUAACUCAAAAUGGGAUAAAAAGGCCACAAGGAAGCAUCAAAAGAAACAUAAUGAAGGCGGAAAGAAGCAAGGAAUUGGUGCUCGGUUCGGAGGAGAGACUACUGGUGGCCAUUCUUCAUCUGCAGAAGUAGAGUCUGGUGAGCCUAAUAGUAAACAAGACAAGGUUACAAGCCAUUUUCCUAGUCUCGGUGAGGAUGUGGCUGCUGAUUCAAAAGGUGGACUAUCUAAUAACUCGUACAACUCAGACUCAGAUUCAUCAGAAGACUCGACUACAGAGGAGAACGGCAAAUGGAAGCCCAGACGUUCUAAACUGCAAUCGAACGUUUGGAGAUAUCAAAAGAAAUCCCCUGAGGAUCAAUUGAACGAAUUGCUGGCAGAAUCGGCUGCCCUUGCUGCAGCAGAAGGUGAAGAUAAUUCUGUGGCCCAGAGUGCAUUGAAGAUAAAGAUAGAAGAAAUCCGUAACUUACAGGCAAGUCAAGAAAGUAAUCUCGAUUUCUUCCCAAGCGAAGAAGUAGACGACGAAUAUGAUCAAGAAUAUCACGAUUUAAUGCGUGAAGCUGCUCUUAAGGCUAAUAGUAAGGUCUCAGGUGAUGACAAUGCUUGGUAUAAGAGCCAUGUUCAAAUUCACGAUGAUCCCGAAGAGUUCGAACGCCUUCAGAACCAGAUUGAUCACUCAAAACUUAUCAAUGAUAUCAAAAAGAGGUUCGGGUCAAGGAAAAAGAACACUACUAUGACAGAGACUAAAGAAGAUGAUAUAGAUAGUUUUCUUGGUGAAGUGGAUGCAUUACAGGUUAAUUCUGACAAGUCCGGAGACGAAUCUUACAUAUCCGAUGACAUUGAAUACAAUCUCAGUGACAAUGAUUUGGGGGAUGAAAAUGAUGAGAACGAAAAUGACUCGGGACUACGGGAAUCCAAUAGUUUAGACAAAAGAAAAGAAGAGUAUCUUGACUUUUUACUGAGUUGA
Sugiyamaella lignohabitans is the source of this 975-nucleotide messenger RNA. RefSeq lists its product as uncharacterized. The record is from RefSeq and is a predicted model, not a curated record. The transcript has a single exon. NCBI's taxonomy places the organism in Eukaryota, Fungi, Ascomycota, Dipodascomycetes, Dipodascales, Trichomonascaceae. Bases 1 to 975 code for a protein of 324 amino acids.